Messenger RNA from Acyrthosiphon pisum (pea aphid), 2196 nucleotides. RefSeq lists its product as uncharacterized. Bases 602 to 1828 code for a protein of 408 amino acids. The record is from RefSeq and is a predicted model, not a curated record. NCBI's taxonomy places the organism in Eukaryota, Metazoa, Arthropoda, Insecta, Hemiptera, Aphididae. The transcript has 13 exons.
GUUGUAGUGGCCGUGAUGUUGACGGUUACCAAUUUCGGGGUGAUCGCGCCGAGGUCAAUCAUGCCUCAUAAGGUCCCCAGGCCUCAGAUUCCGAGUGAAUUGAGAAUGUAUCGACUUUACAAUAUACAUCAUAUUUCGCCAAGCAUAUGGGCACCCCCUUUUUUCUUCAAUAAUGUAGUUAUUCAAAAUCUGAUUAUUGGAAUUUUUAAAUAUAAUUUAAAACCAUAUUUUCAAAUUCCUGGGAUUUUUUCGUACUACUUAAGUGUCCUAUGGAGAUACAAACUUCUGUUUUUCAAAUGAGAACACCCGUUUUAAGCUAUAAAUUAUAAAGUAAAUAAUUUUUCUAAGAACUUUGACGUUUUAGAAUCAAAAUUCAUACGAGUACCUAUUAAUUGAGUUAUUUCCAUUUGUGUCCUUAGGAUAAAAUGUUCAUGGUAUAAUUGGGUCCAAUGUCUAAUGGGUUUAUCAGACACGGGAACUAUAGUAAUUUGAUAAUUUUAAUUAAAACUCAUCAACAGUGCGUUACCUCGGUAAAGUCAGAGAGACUUUUCCCCCCUAACGAGUUAUGAUAUUAUGAAUAUACAAACCCCCAAUUAAAAUAAUGGGACUCAAUUCAAUUAUCAACAACAACUUUGGACCCGCCGAUUAUUUCGAAUUGUUUAUGAAGAGACACAUCGAUUUUAAGUUGAAUUUACGAGAGUGGAUACGGCAUAUAAAACAAGCUAACACACAAUUAUUAAUUCCAUCUUCUUAUGUUAACCAGAAGGUCAAUACUACCAAUGAGCUUGACUACAUUGAUGAAAAUCUGUCAAUUUUACAUGGGAGGUUUCAGCAGAUAUGUGAAGACUUAAGAGGAUUCUUUCAAAUUCCUCCUGUUGACCAGAAGGACAAUUGUUUCGAUCUGUUUGGGGAUACCGACAGCCAUACUAAAUUUAUAUCGAAUUUACGAGAGAAAUUACGUCAGCUAAAAGAAGCUCAGAGUGGAUCAAAUUCAUCUACUAUCGUUAACCAGAAGGUCAAUAAUACCGAAAUGCUUGAGAACAGUGACCACUCUAAUGAAUUUCUGUCGAAUUUACAAGGGUGGUUACAGCAGCUAAAUGAAGGCGAGAGACAAUUCUUUCAAAUUCUUCCCGUUGACCAGAAGCAGAAUUUGUCAAAGCCGGACACCACGCACGAAGAAGCCCACGGUCAAGUAUUACCGACAUUUUCCGCUGUUCCAAUUGAGGUCGAUUAUUCCAAAAUUACAGGGAAUAGAGGCAGCGAAUUUAAGUUUAAUUUAACAGAAUGGAUACGACAGCUAAAACAAGCUCAGAGACGAUUAAUUCCAUCUACUCUCGUUAACCAGAAGAACAGUAAAAACCAAAAUAAAUUUUUGUUCGAUUACAUGGAUGAGGUAAAGAGAAGUGUGAUAGAACAAGCUCAGAGACGAUUCAAUCCAACUACUCCCGCUAACCAGAAGACAACAAAAUAUGGACCACCUCAGAGCUUGGAGUUUACAACCAGAAGCGCCAUAAUUGAUAGAAACACGACGUUGGUUGGUUUGCAGCAAAAUUCAUCAGAGCCAAACAUCACACUAAAAGAAUCCCACGGACAAGUAUUACCAACAGUCCCCGUGGUUUCAAAUAAGACACCGCUACCAGACCUAGAUAAUCAAAUUAUAGACGGCCACACUAAGUUUAUGUCGGAUUUACGAGAGAGAUUAUGGCAGCUAAAACAAAGUCAGAGUCGCUUCAUUCCAUCUACUCCCGUUAACCAGAAGACACCGGUAGCAACUGUGGAACAAGGAACUGCAGGGCACCAAAAUUUUCAGUUACCAGCUGAAAAUUAAAGAUGAAAUUCUGAAAUCGAAGUAGUUCUAUCAGAUCAGUUGGAUCGGUGUUUUAUGUACAAGUUUUACGGGGUGCAGUUUUCCCCUGUGGUUGCCACACAAGGGGCGACAAGGGCAACAUUUCAAUUCCCAAAUCUAUAUAUUGACCGGUCCCAUAUUUUAUUAUUUUAACCCAAAUAUUUAAAAACAUAGAUGUAUAAUAAUACAAAUUGUAUUACCAAAUUUUAUUUACCGAUCAUUGUUACUUUAACGGAAAAUAUAUGAGGAAUUUUUAGUUUUUAUACAGUUUAUUUAUGUUCUUAAGUCACAUUUAGUUUAAAUAAAUAAAUUACAACAUGAAUACUGUUAGCACUGAUAGUACUAUGAUA